This is a messenger RNA of Corylus avellana, 13600 nucleotides long. Its product is annotated as pleckstrin homology (PH) domain-containing protein. The record is from RefSeq and is a predicted model, not a curated record. Gene Ontology annotation, biological process: protein retention in Golgi apparatus; protein targeting to vacuole. Lineage: Eukaryota; Viridiplantae; Streptophyta; Magnoliopsida; Fagales; Betulaceae.
CUCUGCGCGAUUGAUUCAAAGUUCUUCGAACACGCAUUCUCUGAGUCUCGCUUGUUUGAAUUUUCUUUGUUCUUCUUGUUGGUGUUGUGUAAUGGGAAUCUGAUCGGACGUUGAAGAAAGGAGGAGGCGGAGGAGGAGGAGAGAAGAAGAUGUUGGAGGAUCAAGUGGCGUUUUUGUUGCAGAAGUACCUAGGGAACUAUGUGAGGGGACUCAACAAAGAGGCCCUCAAGAUCAGUGUUUGGCAAGGGAAUGUAGAGUUAACAAAUAUGCAGUUGAAGCCUGAGGCACUCAAUGCAUUAAAGUUGCCUGUGAAGGUCAAGGCGGGAUUUCUAGGAUCUGUGAAACUUAAGGUUCCCUGGAGCAGGCUUGGCCAAGAUCCAGUUUUGGUGUACCUGGAUCGAAUUUUUUUAUUAGCUGAACCAGCAACUGAAGUUGAAGGAUGCAGUGAGGAUGCUGUCCAGGAAGCUAAGAAAAGCCGAGUGCGGGAAAUGGAAAUGAAGCUGUUGGAGAGAGCACAACAGUUGAAGUCAGAAAUGAACAAGUCAUGGGUGGGAUCCUUGAUCGGCACGAUAGUUGGAAAUUUGAAGCUUUUGAUUUCAAAUAUUCACAUCAGAUAUGAAGAUCUUGAGAGCAAUCCCGGCCACCCAUUUGCAGCUGGCAUAACCUUGGAGAAGCUCUCAGCUGUGACUGUCGAUGAUAAUGGGAAGGAGACUUUUGUUACUGGGGGUGCGCUAGACCGUAUCCAGAAGUCUGUUGAACUUGAUCGUCUUGCACUUUAUUUGGAUUCUGAUAUUGUUCCAUGGCAUGUGGACAAACCAUGGGAGGAUUUGCUUCCUUCAGAGUGGCUUCAGAUAUUCAGAUUUGGUACUAAGAAUGGCAAACCAGCUGAUAGUCUUAUUAAAAAGCAUAAUUACAUUCUGCAACCGGUUUCUGGGAAUGCGAAGUACACAAAGGUGCGGCAAAAUGAAUUUGCUGGUAGCACUCAGCCUUUGCAGAAAGCAGCAGUAAACUUGGAUGAUGUGACGCUCUGUCUAUCAAAGAAUGGGUACAGGGAUAUUUUGAAGUUAGCUGAUAACUUUGCUGCCUUUAAUCAACGGUUGAAAUAUGCCCAUUACCGUCCAAAUGUCCCUGUGAAAUCGGAUCCGAGGUCUUGGUGGAAGUAUGCUUUCAAAGCCAUUUCUGACCAGGUGAAGAAGGCAAGCGGUAAAUUGUCAUGGGAGCAGGUUCUGAGGUCUGCAAGAUUGCAGAAGAGAUAUAUAUCUAUGUAUGCUUCACUGCUUAAGUCUGACCUCAGCCGGGCUGUAGUUGAUGACAACAAAGAAAUUGAGGAAUUAGAUCGUGGACUUGAUAUUGAACUCAUACUUCAGUGGAGGAUGUUGGCUCACAAGUUUGUGGAGAAAACAAUAGAAUCGGAUGUUAACAUGAAGAAACAAAAAGCAAAGAAAUCUUGGUGGUCAUUAGGAUGGAACAGCCAAUCUUUUAAAGAUGAAGCUGAAUCAUUUAAAUUCAGUGAGGAAGACUGGGAACAGUUGAAUAAAAUUAUUGGGUAUAAGGAAGGUGAAGAAGGGCAGUCAUUUAUCCUUAAUGACAAGUUGGAUGCUCUUCAUACCUCCUUGGAGGUGCACAUGGAACAUAAUGCUUCAAAGCUUCUUGAUGAGGCCCUGGAUUGUCUUGCUGAAUUAUCAUGUGAAGGACUUGAUUGCUCCAUAAAGCUUUAUCCAGAGACAAAAGUUUUUGACGUGAAACUAGGGUCAUAUCGAUUGUCAUCCCCAAGUGGUCUCCUUGCCGAGAGUGCUACUACUUAUGAUUCAUUAGUUGGUGUCUUCUGCUAUAAGCCAUUCAAUAGUAAGGUGGACUGGAGCAUGGUUGCUAAAGCUUCUCCAUGUUACAUGACUUAUCUGAAGGACUCCAUUGAACAAAUUAUCAAAUUUUUUGAGAGUAAUACUGCUGUUAGUCAGACAAUAGCAUUGGAAACUGCAGCUGCUGUGCAGAUGACAAUUGAUGGUGUCAAGCGCACUGCUCAGCAACAAGUGAACCGUGCACUGAAGGAUCAUGCCAGGUUUUUGUUGGACUUGGAUAUUGCGGCUCCCAAAAUUACCAUUCCUACUGAUUUUCGUCCUGACAAUUCUCAUUCAACAAAACUUCUUCUUGAUUUGGGAAAUUUGUUGAUUCGUACACAGCAGGAUAACCAUGAAGGUGGAUCACCUGAGAAGGUCGAUAUGUAUUUGCAGUUUGAUUUGGUUUUGAGUGAUGUAUCUGCCUUUUUGGUUGAUGGUGACUACCAUUGGAGCCAAAAUCCUUCCAACAAGAAUGAUGUUUCUGCAGACAUAAGUGGUGUUAGUUUCUUGCCCAUUAUUGAUAAGUGUGGGGUAAUUUUGAAGCUUCAACAGAUUCGAGUAGAUAGCCCAUCCUAUCCCUCAACAAGACUUGCUGUACGGCUGCCAUCAUUGGGGUUUCACUUUUCUCCAGCUCGGUAUCAUCGAUUGAUGCAAGUAGUGAAGAUCUUUCAGGGGAAGGAUGGCGAGGACUCGGAUUUCCUACACCCUUGGCAUCAAGCUGACUUUGAAGGGUGGUUGUCCCUUCUUACUUGGAAGGGUGUGGGAAAUAGGGAAGCUGUAUGGCAGCGGCGAUACUUAUGCUUAGUUGGGCCUUUCCUCUAUGUACUCGAGAGCCCUGUCUCUAAGUCUUAUAAGCAGUGUAUCAGUUUACGAGGAAAACAGAUAUAUCAAGUUCCACCUGAGUUUGUUGGUGAUGCAGAACAUGUUGUGGCUAUUUGUAAUACAGCACGAUCCAACAGCAAGGUUGUGGAGGAUGCAAAUGCAUUAAUAUUCCAAUGUGAGUCUGAUGAUUCAAGGAAAUCUUGGCAAAGCCGCUUGCAGGGGGCUAUUUAUCGUGCAUCGGGUACUGCUCCAAUCACUAGCUUGUCGGAAACUUCAUCAGACCCGGAGAACUCAGAAGCGGAACUUAAUGACAAACAUGAUGUAAUUGAGAUAAUGAAUUUGGAGAGGCUAUUUGUUACUGGUGUUCUUGAUGAACUAAAGGUUUGCUUCAGUUAUAGUAAGCAGCAUGGCCAAAGCUUCAUGAAUGUGCUUCUUGCUGAAGAGACUCGUCUAUUUGAAUUUCGGGCGAUAGGUGGUCAGGUUGAGCUUCUGAUCAUAGAGAAGGAUAUGUUCAUCGGGACUGUGCUGAAAUCUUUGGAGAUUGAAGAUUUAGUUUGCCGUAACAGAGUGUCUCGUCCUUGUUUUCUGGCGAGGUCAUUCAUUGGGAGUGCAGACGCAAAUUCAUCCUUCUAUGAUGUUAAGGAUCAGAACUUUGACGGCAAUGACAGAACUCCAAGUGAAGGAGAUGAUAAAUUCUAUGAGGCACCGGAAAAUUUGAUUGAUUCUGUUCACUAUCCAAUGCAGUCACCAAGAAACAAAUCUGAGUAUCCAGGCUCCCAAAAUUUGCACCGAUCUGAAAUUUUAUCAUUGAAGCCCCCAAGUUUUAGCCGUAUUGCUGGUUUACUCCCUACCGAUGCAUUUCAAACUAGGAGGCAGGACAUUGAAUUAACUGAUACAUUGGAUAGUUUUGUGAAAGCUCAAAUAAUUAUUUAUGACCAGAACUCUCCUCGAUAUAGUAAUAUAGAUAAUCAGAUCAGAGUGACCCUGGCUACCUUGUCAUUUUUCUGUCGUCGAACAACAGUUGUUGCCAUUAUGGAAUUUGUUAAUGCUAUUAACAUUGAGGAUGAAAGUUGUGAAUCUUUCUCCGACAGUUCUUCCGCAGCCAUCAUGAAACAAGAUGUUGUCAGGGAAGAUGUGGUUGAUGAUAAAUAUUCAGUGACAGUUGAGGAGCCUGUAAUUAAAGGUUUGCUAGGAAAAGGGAAAUCCAGAAUCAUGUUCAAUUUAACACUACAUAUGUCACGUGCUCAAAUUUUGUUGAUGAAUGAAGAUGAAACGAAGUUAUCCAGUCUGUCACAAGAUAAUUUGCUGAUGGAUAUUAAGGUGUUCCCAUCAUCUUUUAGCAUUAAAGCAGCCCUUGGAAAUCUGAGAAUGAGUGAUGAUAGUCUUCCAAGCAGCCAUAUGUAUUUCUGGGCCUGUGAUAUGAGAAAUCCUGGGGGCAGUUCAUUUGUUGAGUUGGUUUUUACUUCAUACAAUGUCGAUGAUGAAGACUAUGAAGGUUAUGAGUAUAGCCUUUCUGGUCAACUUUCUGAAGUACGAGUCGUUUACUUGAAUCGAUUUUUCCAGGAGGUGGUUAGUUAUUUUAUGGGUCUUGUUCCGAACAAUUCAAAAGCUGUUGUCAAAUUAAAGGAUCAAGUAACAAAUUCAGAGAAGUGGUUUACAACUAGUGAAAUUGAAGGAUCACCUGCUGUAAAGUUGGAUCUUUCUCUUAGGAAGCCUAUUAUAGUAAUGCCUCGGAGGACAGACAGCCUUGAUUACUUGAAGCUUGACAUUGUUCACAUAACUGUCAAGAACAAAUUUCAAUGGUUUUGUGGACAUAAAAGUGAAAUGAAUGCUGUGCAUUUGGAAAUAUUAACAGUUCAGGUUGAGGACAUCAAUUUAAACGUUGGUACUGGAACAGAACUAGGUGAGAGCAUAAUUCAAGAUGUGAAGGGUAUUUCUAUUGUCAUUCAGAGGUCACUCCGAGACUUGUUGCAUCAAAUACCAAGUACUGAAGCUGCAAUCAAGAUAGAGGAAUUGAAAGCAGCUCUUUCGAGUUCGGAAUACCAGAUUAUCACCGAAUGUGCUCUUUCUAAUAUUUCUGAGACACCACAUGUUGUGCCUCCACUGAAACAUGAUUCUCAGACAUCAUCAGUUGAUGUAAUAGAACCCAUCAUUCCUCAGGAUACAGUUGGUGUUGAAUCUGAUACUGCAUAUGGUGAAACCUGGAUUGUGAUGAAAGUCUCUGUUACCAUAAAUCUAGUGGAAAUGAGCUUAUAUAGAGGAUCAACAAGAGAUGCAUCUCUGGCUACUAUGCAGAUUAGUGAUGCAUGGCUACUCUACAAGUCCAAUACACUAGGAGAAGGUUCUCUGUCAGCAACACUAAAGGUUUUAACUGUUAUUGAUGAUCGUGAGGGGACCGAACAAGAGUUUAAGCUGGUGAUAGGAAAGCUAGAGAGCCUUGGUUCUAGCCCUCUACAUACUGUAACUUAUGAUGAAAACCAGCGCCUAGUUGAUGCAACUGUUUUUGGAGAGAGUGAUAUUAAGCCAGUUCCUACAAUGCUUAUUCUUGAUGCAAAGUUCAGUAAGCUGUCAACAUUCCUUUCCUUAUGCAUCCAAAGGCCACAAAUGCUUGUUGCGCUUGAUUUCUUGCUGGCUGUGGUUGAGUUUUUCGUUCCAUCUGCUGGUAACAUGCUGUCAAAUGAAGAAGAUAAGAACUCUAUGCAUGUAAUUGAUGCAAUCAUUCUGGAUCAGUCAACUUUCAGACAACCAUCUGCUGAGUUCUCUCUCUCUCCUCAAAGACCUUUAAUAGUUGAUGAUGAAAGGUUUGAUCACUUCAUUUAUGAUGGCAAUGGUGGAGUAUUGUUUUUGAAAGACAGACAGGGAUACAAUCUCGUAGCAUCUAGUACAGAGGCUAUAAUAUAUGUUGGAAAUGGGAAAAAAUUGCAAUUCAAAAAUGUAGUGAUCAAGAAUGGGCAGUACUUGGAUUCUUGUAUAUUUCUUGGAUCAAACAGUAGCUAUUCUGCUUUGGAGGAUGAUCAGGUCUACUUGGAGGAAGAGAAUGAAGUUCCCCAUUCUAGUUCUUCAAGGGAAAGUAUCAAUGAUGUACCAUUGCCAGAUAUUGUAGCUGAUAGGUCCACAGAGUUUAUCAUUGAGUUGCAGGCUAUUGGUCCAGAGCUGACCUUUUACAAUACAUCAAAGGAUGUUGGGGAAUCACCGAUUCUCCCCAGCCAACUUUUGCAUGCGCAACUGGAUGCAUUUUGCAGGCUUGUUUUGAAGGGUGAUACUGUUGAGAUGGGUGCAAAUGUACUUGGCUUGAGUAUGGAGAGUAAUGGAAUCAGGAUAUUGGAGCCUUUUGACACCUCAAUUAUGUAUUCAAAUGCUUCUGGAAAGAUCAGUAUACAUUUAUCUGUUUCAGAUAUAUUCAUGAGUUUUUCAUUCAGCAUCUUGAGACUGUUUUUAGCAGUUGAAGAGGACCUUCUGGCAUUUUUAAGGAUGACUUCAAAGAAAAUGACAGUUGUCUGCUCCCAAUUUGACAAGGUUGGAACAAUAAAAUAUCCGUACAGUGACCAGAUAUAUGCCUUCUGGAGACCUCAUGCACCACCUGGUUUUGCAGUUCUUGGGGACUAUCUGACACCAUUGGAAAAGCCACCUAUAAAAGGAGUGCUUGUUGUAAAUACCAACUUUGUCAGAGUUAAAAGACCAACAUCUUUCAAACUGAUUUGGUCACCUUUAUCUUCUGGGAACAUUUCUGGUCAAGGGAUAAAUAAUUCUGACAUGACACCAAAUGGUGUCAGCAGUCAAGGAGAGAGCAACUGUUCAAUUUGGUUCCCAGAGGCACCCAAAGGUUAUGUUGCAUUGGGCUGUGUGGUUGCCCCUGGAAGAACACAGCCGCCACUAUCUUCUGCUUUGUGCAUAUUGGCUUCUUUAGUUUGUCCUUGUUCCCAGAGGGAUUGUAUUACAAUCAGCACCACUGAUAGAUCCUUCCCAAGUAUGUCAUUCUGGCGUGUGAAUAAUUCUGUUGGCACUUUCUUGCCAGCAGAUCCUGCUAUUUUUGGCUUAACAGCUAAAGCAUACGAUUUGCGUCAUAUGAUAUUUGGGUUGUCCGAAGAGUUUGCAAAAGCAUCCAAAAGUUCAGAUUCCCAAGGUUCCCCUUCGGUUCAUACACAAAUCCAACAAUCAGGAAGAUCAUCAAUUAUAAACUCUGGCCGGCGUUUCGAAGCUGUUGCUAGUUUUAGAUUAAUAUGGUGGAAUCAAGGCUCAAACUCAAGGAAGAAACUAUCCAUAUGGCGCCCUGUUGUCCCGCAAGGGAUGGUAUAUUUUGGUGAUAUUGCUGUUGAAGGGUAUGAGCCUCCAAAUACUUGCAUUGUUCUUCAUGAUGAUGAAGAGCUUUUGAAAGCACCUCUGGGUUUCCAGCCUGCUGGGCAAAUCAAGAAACAGAAAGGAAUGGAGAGUGUAUCUUUCUGGCUACCUCAACCUCCCCCGGGUUUUGUUUCCUUAGGUUGUAUUGCAUGUAAGGGCACCCCAAAGCAGCAUGAAUUCAGCACAUUGAAAUGUAUGCGCAGUGAUAUGGUCACUGGGGAUCAGUUUCUGGAGGAAAGUAUAUGGGAUACAUCUGAUGCCAAGAUUACAGAGCCAUUUAGUAUUUGGCUGGUUGGUAAUGAGUUGGGAACCUUCAUUGUCCGUAGUGGUUUUAAAAGACCUCCAAGAAGGUUUGCUUUAAAGCUUGCAGAUUCCAGUGUACCAAGUGGUUCAGAUGAUACUAUCAUUGAUGCAAAAAUUACAACAUUUUCUGCAGCACUCUUUGAUGACUAUAGUGGCUUGAUGGUGCCAUUGUUGAAUGUAUCUUUUAGUGGAAUAGGAUUUGCUUUGCAUGGAAGAACUGACUAUUUGAGUUCCACUGUUAACUUCUCCUUGGCUGCACAAUCGUAUAAUGAUAAGUACGAUUCUUGGGAGCCUCUUGUUGAGCCAGUAGAUGGGGUUUUAAGGUAUCAAUAUGAUCUCAAUGCUCCAGGUGCAGCUUCUCAGUUACGUCUUACCUCAACUAGGGAUCUAAACUUAAAUGUUUCAGUGUCUAAUGCAAAUAUGAUUAUUCAAGCUUAUGCAAGCUGGAAUAAUCUUAGUAACGUCCAAGAAUAUCAUAAAAACAGAGAUGCAUUUUCUCCAACUUUUGGUGGAACAUCUAUCACUGACAUCCAUCACCGGAGAAAUUAUUAUAUAAUCCCACAAAACAAGCUUGGCCAGGACAUCUUCAUUAGAGCUACUGAAAUAAGGGGACUUUCAAAUAUAAUUUGGAUGCCAUCCGGGGAUAUGAAGCCUGUAAAAGUUCCGGUUUCCAAAAACAUGUUAGAUUCUCACUUGAAAGGAAAACUUUGCAGAAAAGUUAGAACAAUGGUGACAAUUAUUAUACUGGAUGCACAGUUCCCAAGAGUUGAAGGCUUAAGUUCUCACCAAUAUACGGUUUCAAUUCAUCUGACUCCAGAACAAAGCCUCUCUACUGAAUGGCAGCUUCAUCAACAGAGUGCACGCACAUGUGGAAGCAGUUCAGAUAACUUGUCUUCUGAUCUUGAAUUGGUCAACUGGAAUGAAGUAUUUUUCUUCAAAGUUGAUUCACCAGACCACUACACUUUGGAACUAAUUUUGACAGACAUGGGGAAAGGUAAUCCGAUUGGAUGCUUUUCAGCCCCCCUAAAGCAGAUGGCAGGAAACAUCCAAGAUGGUUCACAUUCACAUGAUUAUGUUAAUAAAUUGACCUUGAUUGACUUGUCAUCAACAGAAUCUAUGAGUGAUAAAUGUGAAGGCUCAUGCGGGAGAAUAAGAUGUGCUAUACUCCUGUCACCCAGAUCUGAAGUUGACAACAGUAAUCAACCUGCAAUUGGUGACAGAAAAUCUGGGCAUAUUCAGAUUAGCCCAAGCAGAGAAGGGCCUUGGACUACUGUGAGGUUAAACUAUGCUGCACGUGCUGCUUGUUGGCGGUUUGGCAAUGAUGUUGUUGCCAGUGAAGUAAGUGUCAAAGAUGGGAACAGAUAUGUGAAUAUUAGGUCUUUGGUUUCAAUACGUAACAAUACAGAUUUUAUACUUGAUUUGUACCUUGUAUCCAAAGCUUCCACUGAGAGAAUGAGACCACAAGAUGAUGCAAGUAACCCUAAAUGCUUACAAAUUGAUGGUAACAGAGUUCAAACAGAUGAGUAUUUUGAAACGGAAAAGUAUGACCCAACCAUUGGCUGGGUUGGGUGCUUGGUUCAAUCUAGGCAAGAUAUUUCAGAAGGCGGAAGCUCCCAUCAGGCAAUCUCUGGAGUUGAGCUACCAUCUGGUUGGGAAUGGAUUGAUGAUUGGCAUUUGGACGAGACAUCUAAUAAUUAUCCUGAUGGUUGGGCUUAUGCACAAGAUGUUCAAAGUCUAAAAUGGCCUGAUUCUCUUGAUACUUCGAAGUUUGUGAACCAUGCAAGGCAAAGGAGAUGGAUCAGAAGUAGGAAACAGAUAUCAUUUGAGUUAAAGCAGGACAUAUCUAUUGGACUAUUGAAACCCGGAGACACUGUGCCCCUUCCUCUCUCUGGCUUGUUGCAAUCUGGAAUGUAUGUCUUGCAAUUAAGGCCUUCUCAUCCUACGAAUUCUAAUGAGUAUGCUUGGAGUUCUGUAGUGGAUAGGCCUGGUGAACUAGAGGAUUCUGAUAACACAAAAGUAAGUUCUGAAAUAUGUUUGUCAACUCUUAUUGAGACCGAGGAACUGUUAUACUGCACCCAGAUAAGUGGAACUUCAUCAAGUGGUUCCCAUAAAUUGUGGUUCUGCUUGAGCAUACAUGCGACAGAGAUUGCGAAAGACAUUCAUUCUGAUCCUAUUCAGGACUGGACUCUUGUCGUAAAGUCCCCAUUGUCUAUUAGCAAUUUUCUUCCCCUUGCAGCUGAAUAUUCUGUUCUUGAGAUGCAACCAAGUGGUCAUUUUGUUGCCUGCUCUAGAGGAAUAUUUGGUCCAGGAAAAACUGUAAAGGUUUACAGUGCUGACAUAAGAAAUCCUUUGUUUUUUUCACUGCUUCCGCAAAGAGGAUGGCUGCCUAUACAUGAAGCUGUUCCUAUAUCUGAUCCUCAUGGAGUUCCAUCCAAAACAAUAAGUUUGAGAAGUUCAAUAUCUGGAAGGAUUGUUCAAAUCAUUCUUGAACAAAAUUAUGACAAAGAACGACCAUUGCUGGCAAAGAUCAUUAGAGUCUAUGCUCCUUAUUGGUUUGCAGUUGUUAGAUGUCCCCCACUUACAUUCAGGCUUCUAGAUUUGCCAGGAAAGAAACAUACAUGGAAGUUUUCUUUUCCUUUUCAGUCUAAGAAAACAAAUGAAGUAUUAUUUGAGGAAAUAACUGAAGAGGAAAUAUUUGAAGGUCAUACAAUAGCUUCUGCUUUGAAUUUUAAUACAUUGGGACUUUCGGUGUCUAUUGCUCAAUCUGGUGAGGAACGGUUUGGACCUGUUAAAAAUCUUUCUCCCCUUGGUGACAUGGAUGGAUCAUUGGAUCUCUAUGCAUAUGAUGCUGAUGGCAAUUGCAUACAGCUUUUUAUUUCUACAAAACCAUGCACAUAUCAAUCUGUUCCUACGAAGGUCAUUUCUAUUCGACCAUUCGUUACAUUUACAAACAGACUUGGCCAAGACAUGUUUAUUAAGUUUUGCAGUGAAGAUGAACCAAAGGUUCUUCGCACGUCUGAUUCAAGAAUUUCCUUUGUACAUCGUGAAACCGGCAGUUUAGAUAAACUUCAGGUCCGACUAGAUGAUACCAAUUGGUCAUUUCCUGUUCAAAUUGUAAAAGAGGAUACCAUUUGCCUGGUUUUGAGGGGGCAUAAUGGUAAUAGGAGAUUUUUGAGGACAGAAAUUCGGGGCUAUGAAGAAGGAUCACGUUUUAUCGUUGUAUUCCGUCUUGGACCAACCAAUGGUCCUAUCAGAAUUGAGAAUAGAGCACUUGGCAAAAUAAUCAGCAUUCGCCAGUCUGGAUUUGGUGAAGAUGCCUGGAUUCAGCUGCAACCUCUUUCAACCACAAAUUUCUCUUGGGAGGAUCCAUAUGGCCUAAAAUUUAUAGAUGCUAAGGUUGUUGGUAAUGAUAGCGGUAGCAUAUGGAAACUUGAUCUGGAAAGGACCGGGUUAAUUUCUGCAGACGAACCAGAACUAGGAUUGCAGUUCCUAGUUGUUGAAAUGGGUGAUAUCAAGGUUGCCAGGUUCAUGGAUGACAGGAAAUCGGGGUCAAGUUCUCAUAAAGAGAUUAGGUAUCCAUCGCAUUCUGGAAUCUUUGGAAAUAUUCACAUGCAGAGCAAGAAGCAAAACAAUGCUGCACCUAUAGAGAUUAUCAUCGAACUGAGAGUUUUUGGGGUUUCUGUUAUUGACCAUAGACCUAAAGAGCUUUCCUACUUGUACUUGGAGAGAGUUUUCAUGUCAUAUUCAACUGGCUAUGAUGGUGGGACAGCCAGCAGGUUCAAGCUGAUACUGGGUCAUCUGCAGCUUGACAACCAACUCCCACUAACAGUAAUGCCAGUGCUCUUGGCACCUGAUCAGACCCCUGAUGUGAAUCAUCCAGUAUUCAAGAUGACUAUUACAAUACGCAACGAGAGUCCUGAUGGCAUCCAGGUGUACCCAUAUGUUUAUAUACGGGUAACCGAGAAGAGUUGGAGGCUAAAUAUUCAUGAACCAAUUAUUUGGGCAACGGUGGAUUUUUACAAGAAUCUUCAGCUAGAUCGUAUACCCCAAAGUUCAAAUGUCACAGAAGUCGAUCCUGAGAUACGUAUCGACCUAAUUGAUGUUUCAGAAGUGAGGCUGAAGGUGUCACUAGAGACAGCACCAGCUCAGAGACCACAUGGGAUUCUAGGAAUUUGGAGCCCCAUAUUGUCAGCUAUUGGAAACACAUUCAAGAUUCAGGUGCAUCUGAGGAGGGUGAUGCACAGAGACAGAUUCAUGCGUAAAAGUUCCAUUAUUCCUGCGAUUGGAAACCGAAUCUGGAGAGAUCUAAUCCACAAUCCUUUACAUUUGAUAUUUUCUGUGGAUGUUCUUGGCAUGACAAGUUCAACACUGGCUUCUCUUGGUAAAGGAUUUGCGGAGCUUUCAACAGAUGGGCGAUUUCUGCAACUACGUACAAAGCAGGUUACAUCAAGGAGAAUCACCGGGGUGGGUGAUGGAAUCAUUCAAGGAACUGAAGCUCUUGCACAAGGAUUUGCUUUUGGGGUGUCUGGAGUACUGACAAAGCCUGUGGAGAGUGCCAGACAGAAUGGUCUACUAGGACUUGCCCAUGGGCUAGGACGUGCUUGCCUAGGAUUUGUUGUACAACCUGUGAGUGGGGCACUAGACUUUUUCUCAAUGACUGUCGAUGGAAUCGGUGCAAGUUUUUCCAAAUGCUUAGAGGGUUUCACUAGUACGACCACGUUCCAGAGAAUCAGAAACCCAAGGGCUAUCCACUCAGAUGGUGUGCUUAAAGAGUAUUGUGAGAGAGAAGCCAUUGGACAGAUGAUAAUGUACCUUGCUGAAGCAAGUAGUCAGUUUGGCUGUACUGUAAUAUUCAAGGAGCCUUCAAAAUUUGCGUGGUCUGAUUAUUAUGAAGAACAUUUUUCUGUGCCUCAUGACAGAAUUGUUUUAGUGACCAAUAAACGAGUCAUGCUGCUACAGUGUCCGGCUUGGGACAAGUUGGAUAAAAAACCUUGCAAGAUCUUGUGGGACGUGCCAUGGGAAGAGCUCAUGGCUGUAGAAUUAGCAAAAGCAGGAUGCAACCAGCCUUCUCACUUGAUCCUCCAUCUCAAGAAUUUUAGGAGAUCGGAAAAUUUUGCCCAUGUCAUUAAGUGCAAAGUUGAAGAUGAACCAGAGGGAAGAGAACCCCAGGCAGUUAGGAUCUGUUUAGUAGUCCAUAAGAUGUGGAAAGCAGCAUCUGACAUUAAAACCGUACUUCUAAAGGUUCCUUCAAGCCAGAGAUACGUGUGUUUUUCUUGGAGUGAAGCUGAUGGGAGAGAACCACGUACUUCAAACAAAGCAAUUAUAAACUUGAGGGGGCUCUCAUCAGAUAGUUCUGCAUCUAAUGAGAGAAGAUUUGUCAAACACAGUGUCAACUUCGUAAAGAUCUGGAGUAGUGAACAAGAAUCAAAAGGGCGACGCAGAUUGUGCAAAAAAAAGGUUUUGGAAGAUGGUGAAAUGUGUAGCAUUUGGAGACCUAUUUGCCCGGAUGGGUAUGUCUCUGUUGGGGAUAUUGCUCGAGUUGGUAGCCAUGCUCCGACUGUUGCUGCUGUCUAUCGUAACAUUGACAGAUUGUUUGCACUUCCAGUGGGUUAUGAUCUGGUGUGGAGGAACUGCUUAGAUGACUACACAACUCCAGUGUCGAUUUGGCAUCCCCGGGCUCCUGAGGGAUAUGUUUCUCCAGGAUGCGUUGCUCUUGCUAGUUUCACAGAGCCAGAACCUGAUUUAGUCUACUGUGUCUCAGAGUCACUUGCCGAGGAGACGGUAUUUGAAGAGCACAAGAUUUGGUCUGCGCCAGAUUCUUAUCCAUGGGCUUGUCAUAUUUAUCAAGUUCGGAGCGACGCACUUCACUUUGUUGCUCUUAGGCGUAUCAAGGAAGAAUUGGAUUGGAAACCCAUGAGGGUUCUUGAUGACCCAAAGCCUCUGUUGCAAUCUUUGGAUGCUCAGUGAGUUUGUCUUCCUCUUAGGAUUGGCCCCUUUGGAUUCGACUGUAAUGGAAAGACCUUUUUGCCCAUGCAUCUAGUUUUGUUCGGUUUGUACAGUAGUAGCAUUUCUUCGGUCUUGACCUUUUCGGCUUUGGUAUAUAUUACAGUACAUUCAACCAGAGGAAUAAUUCACCCUCAUUAAGAUUUCACACUCCGCCACCGCCGUUUUUCCUGUUGGAGAGCCGGUAUUUGGCCGAUUAAUGAACACUGUUUUUCCAGAGUGCCACACUGCCAUUGAUGCUCAUGAACACUUGUACAACGAUUUUGGUUAAUAAAGAGAAGCUUUUUGAGACUCUA